Molecule: messenger RNA, 731 nt
Organism: Candidula unifasciata
Lineage: Eukaryota; Metazoa; Mollusca; Gastropoda; Stylommatophora; Geomitridae
Source: the annotation of a GenBank genome assembly
AAAGACCUAUAUCGAGACGAGUAUCAACAGCAGUUUUUUGCUGUCAGAAAAAUUCCCUGUAUAGUGCAGUGUGUGUACAGAGACUACCAAUCAUUACACAGCCCUUGAAUGACAUCGAGAACAGAUAUGCAGACCUGCUUGCCAAGAUUGAGCUAGAAAACAGCUAUCUUUCUGAUUUCGAAAUUCGGCUGAUAAGUGAGGCCCAUAUUGACAGAAAGGACACCGAAGAUGAGAAGACAGGAGAUACAGAAACUGCACUUGAUCUGCAAGAUAAAUGGGAUGUUGAGAUGAAAGCAUUUGUGCCAGCACCCAGGGAGACUGAAGCAGAUAGAACAAAUAAUCAGCGAACAGUUGACAGAAAGCUGGACUCGCCUCUUUACCUGCUUGUGAAGCAGAAAAUUGAGGGGAAUGAUCAUUGGGUUUUACCGCAGGCGGUCUUUCAGCAAGGGGAGACUUUAAGACAGGAGAGGGCACUGUCCACACUGUGUGGGGAGGUAAAGACAACUUUCUUGGGGAAUGCCCCCUGUGCUGUAGCCAAGUUUGAUCCCAAAGAAAAGGUUGAUGACAGCAAAAUUAAGCUGUUUUUCUUCCAAGCCUGGUACAGAGGAGGAGAGAUCACACCCAACAAGACAGAAGCCAAAGACUUCUUAUGGGUCACCCGGAAAGAGCUGUCCAAUUUUUGCCACGCCAGCUACCGGAAACAUUUAAAGAAAUUUAUAUUUGAUUUGUGA